CUGUAUGAGCCCUUGUGGGAUGAGCUCCUGGCACAGGCAACCCGCCACCGAUUCCACAUUCGAAGCAUCUGGAUCGCCGACAGCACCAAUAUGGGCGUCAGUGGUGUCCUAAACGAGGACAAGCUCAGCACCGACUGUAGGUCUCCGGCUGUACCGGGAGGCAAGGACAAGGCAUAACAUAACCCUUCCAGGCUCGUGGAUGGACCACUCGCGCGAUCUUCUGCUGCUGAUCAACCACUUUCGGGAUCAGAUGCCUCGUCCGCUGGUCGGCAUCGGCCACAGCUAUGGCGGAAGCAUCAUGUGGGUGUUUUCUCUCGCAAGCCUCAUCCUCCUUGACUAACAGACCGUUCGAUAGCACGAACCUGGCAUAUAUCCACCCCCGGCUCUUCACCACCCUCCUCCUUCUCGACCCGGUCAUCCAACCCAGCUUACCCCCCAUGGGCUUCGGCACCGACACUACCGGAACCAUCAACUUCAGUCUCUGGCGACAAGAUGUCUGGCCUUCUCGCGCAGCAGCGGUUCAGGCACACCACACCCUCCUGAGAUCCUGGGAUCCCCGCUGCGCAGAACGCAUGAUCCAAUACGCCCUCCGCGAUCUCCCCACCCCGCUGUACCCCAACGCCCAUGCGGCAACCGAUUCCACGACCAACCCUACUGAAUCCCCAGUCACCUUAACCACAACCAAGUACCACGACGUACUGGCCCAGAUGCGACAGAAUUUCUCGGCCCGAACUGUAAAAGACCGGAUUGAAGUCGAUCGCACCACGCAUGCGGACCUGGACACCCGAAUUGUGUCCGUCCCGGUAUAUCGCCCAGAGCCGCCAAUUAUUUACUAUCGACUUCCCACCCUCCGGCCCUCGUGCCUCUGGGUAAUAGGUGCGAAAACCUAUCUCGGGCUUGACGAGAUGCGCGAGGGGAUCAGGACCUGUGGGACCGGUGUGGGGGGAAGCGGUGGCAUGGCUCAGGGGCGUGUAAAGGAAGUGAUCCUGCCUGGAUCGGGGCAUCUGUUUCCUUUCCAGGAGGUUGGGCGGUCCGCCGAGACUUGUGCGGCGUGGUUGGAGACCGAGAUGGAACGGUAUCGGAUGGCCGAAAAGGGGUGGCAGGAGCAAAGACAGUUGAUGUCCAAGCGGGACCAUCUGGUCCUACCGGACGAAUGGUUUAAGGUGCUGAAGCCUCCUCGGGCAUCUCGGUCGAAGAAGGCGAGAUUAUAGAUAAACACCGGGACGGUACAGCAUGAAUGGCAUACAACU
This is a messenger RNA of Aspergillus ibericus CBS 121593, 1250 nucleotides long. RefSeq lists its product as uncharacterized. The transcript has a single exon. The record is from RefSeq and is a predicted model, not a curated record. Bases 285 to 1211 code for a protein of 308 amino acids. NCBI's taxonomy places the organism in Eukaryota, Fungi, Ascomycota, Eurotiomycetes, Eurotiales, Aspergillaceae.